Durio zibethinus is the source of this 720-nucleotide messenger RNA. NCBI's taxonomy places the organism in Eukaryota, Viridiplantae, Streptophyta, Magnoliopsida, Malvales, Malvaceae. The record is from RefSeq and is a predicted model, not a curated record.
AUGGCAGCAGCAGGUUCUUACAUUUCAAUAACUGCUCUUGUCAUCCUCAUUCGUCUCGCAAUUAAUCUGAACUUAUGUUUAGAAGCUACACCAAUUCCUCCUAGUGGAAGAAACACUCAAUUUAUCAGAACCUCCUGCCGUAACACCCUCUAUCCUAACUUGUGUUUCACCACUUUCUCUAGAUAUGCAACCAGAAUCCGAGGUAGUCCCAGAUUGUUAGCCACCACUGCCCUGUCUGUGGCAUUCAACACCACUCGUUCUACUACGAAAACAAUGAUAAAUCUCUCCAAACACCAUGGCCUAAAGCGUAGAGAGGCUGCAGCCCUGCGUGAUUGCGUGGAACAAAUAGGGGACUCUGUUGAUGAGCUUAAAGACUCAAUUAAGGAAAUAAGUCAGCCUGGGGACAACGAUUUUCAUCGUCUAAUGAGUGAUAUACAAACAUGGGUGAGUGCAGCUUUGACUAAUGAUGAUACAUGCAUGGAUGGCUUCUCUGGGAAAUGCAGGAAGCGUAAUUUCAAGACUAAUGUGAGAAGAAGAAUAGUCAAGGUAGCACGUUUAACAAGCAUUGCUUUGGAUUUUGUCGACCGCUAUGCUGCAGCUCCCCCUCAUUAAUCAUAGCUACGAUGUCUUGCACAAUCUUGAGUGACGUCUUGCCUUUACAGUUUGUAUUAUUCCUAUAUUCAUUUGUUUUUGGCUGGCAACCUAGCUUGGAUUUUGCAA